AUGGCCAAGCCCUACGUGGAAGGCUCGCUCUUGCGGCGCUUGGCUGGUUCUAUUAUCAUCACUCUCAAUAUCGGCCUGAUUUCUGCCUGCUGCAAACAACUCCCCACGUUCAUGUAUUCUAUUGACGAAUGGCACAAUGUGGAAAAACUCAUCAUCCCAUCACGACUGCAAUCUCUCUGCCCUUACCCACACACGCCCAUUCUCAUGUCCCUCGUCACCAAACCUACACGGCGCGCCCUGGGUCGAACUGAUGUGGCUGAUCCGCAUGAUGACUCGGCUAUUGACGUUUCCGAAGGUCCGAUUACAACAAAGUCUCCGGCUACCGUCGCUGACGAGCCCGAUGAGCUCAUAACUGUGACGCCCUUGCCGACUCCCGCCGUUACGUCUGUCGUCAAGUCAAAGGGCAAACGGAAGCGAGCACUCCUUCCUGAUACUGACUACGACGCAACCGACGAGCUCGCCACCAUGGACGACACCAAGGGGCCGAAGCGCAACCCCAAGCGCAAAGCCACCGAGGCCAUCGUGACGCGGAACCGUUCGUCGGAGGAUACCCUCAAAGAGGCCCUAGCACCCGUCACCACGGAGGAUAUCCACCAGUGGACCGGCUGGUGCGAGCUCGAGUCUGAGCCGGCUUUUUUCAACGCCAUUUUGCGCGACUGCGGCGUCAAAGAUGUCAAGAUUCAGGAACUUUUCAGCCUCGACGAGGAUUCUCUGCAGCUCCUGCCCCAGCCCGUCUACGGCCUCAUUUUCCUCUACCAGUAUUUCGCCCAAGACUGCGAGGUCGACGACGAACAGGGCCAAGACGACGGUAUCUGGUUUGCCAAUCAAGUAGCAUUUCCCCCUCCCUCCUACCUUUAUGUUUUGAGCCCUCCUGACAGACAGCAGACAACAGACAAUGCCUGCGCGACAGUCGCCAUGAUGAACAUUGUCAUGAACAGCGACGUCGAGCUGGGGCCCGAGCUGCAGGCCUUCCGCGACGCGACGAAGGACAUGUGCUUCGCCCUGCGCGGCCACGCCCUCAGCCAGAACGCCCACAUCCGCACGAUCCACAACUCGCUCACGCGCAAAAUGGACCACCUCAACGCCGACCUCUGUCUCAGCAACGGCGCCGCGGCCUUUCAGAAAAACGCCAAGAAGCGCGCCAAGGCCGCCGCCGCCGCCGGCACCACGACGCCCAAGAAGAGAAAGAGCAGCGCCGCGGCGACGGCGACGCCCAGGCGCAAGAAGAAGACCAAAGUCGACUCAGACUCGGGCUUCCACUUCAUCGCCAUCGUCCCCCGCCACGGCGCCGUCUGGGAGCUCGACGGCCUCAAGAACGGGCCCGUCCGUCUGGGCCCCGUGGACGACGACGCCGACUGGGUCGCGGCCGCGACGCCGUUCAUCCAGGACCGCAUGCGCCAGCUCGGCGAGGACUCGGUCCACUUCAACAUGAUGGCGCUGUGCAAGAGUCCGCUGGCGGCGGCCGCCGCGCGCCUCGCGCAGAGCGUGCGCCAGAUGGAGAUGCUGCAGGCCCGCGGUCGGACGGCGGGCUGCGGCGCCUUUCGGGAGCUGGUGGCGGGGAACCCGCCGCCUCUGGCUGCUUCUGCUGCUGUUGCUGCCGAGGGUGACGAGAAGGAGGACGAGCAGCUGGGGAAGUACGGCCUGACGAGGGAGCACGUGGACAAGGCGCCGGUGGAUCCCCAGUUCGCGUUCAAGGUGAACCAUUCUUCCAUGGCGACCGAGGACCUGGUGAGGGUGUACGACGAGCUCGUGAUCGUGCAAAAGGUCGCCAUGGGUGAGUGCAGGGACGAACGGGGCGGGCUGCGCGUGGAUGAGGAGAGGCUCCAGGGCCGGAAGAGGGACCACAUGUCGGCCAUCCACAGGUGGCUCGAGGCCAUGGCUAAGCAUGAAGCGCUUGGCGAGAUGCUGAAUGUUUGA
Verticillium nonalfalfae is the source of this 1917-nucleotide messenger RNA. It is a transcript of the gene BAP1, whose product is annotated as Ubiquitin carboxyl-terminal hydrolase bap1. NCBI's taxonomy places the organism in Eukaryota, Fungi, Ascomycota, Sordariomycetes, Glomerellales, Plectosphaerellaceae. Gene Ontology annotation, cellular component: cytoplasm. Bases 1 to 1917 code for a protein of 638 amino acids. Gene Ontology annotation, molecular function: cysteine-type deubiquitinase activity. The transcript is spliced from 3 exons. Gene Ontology annotation, biological process: protein deubiquitination; ubiquitin-dependent protein catabolic process. The record is from RefSeq and is a predicted model, not a curated record.